Coffea arabica (coffee) is the source of this 1152-nucleotide messenger RNA. Its product is annotated as septum-promoting GTP-binding protein 1-like. NCBI's taxonomy places the organism in Eukaryota, Viridiplantae, Streptophyta, Magnoliopsida, Gentianales, Rubiaceae. Gene Ontology annotation, molecular function: GTP binding; GTPase activity. The record is from RefSeq and is a predicted model, not a curated record.
GGCAUUAGGAGCCUGAUUAGAACUUCCAUUUUCAUGGACUAAGAGGGCUCCUAAGGCCAUUCUAUCAUCAUCAUCAUUUCAUCAUCAAUCUUGAUUUCAUUGAAGAAUGACUCAGCUUAGCCGUCAAAAGUUUCACUUCAACAUGAAAAAAGCGAUUCUGUGGCGAAUCGCCGUCCUUAAGCAGUGUCUCAAGUCAAUUUGGAACCAGUUUCUUGCUUGUUGGAUAGGAAAAUCAGUCAGGUAUAGACAUUUGCAGCAGAAGAUGAUCAGUUCUGCACCUCAUUCAGGUGUCAUUGGUAGUGGCUUUUCUUCCAAAAUCAUGGGCUCACCUUCCCCAGAUAUUGAUAAAGAUUCGUCUGAUUUAGUUACUUUGAAGAUUAGUCUCUGGGGUGAUUGUCAAAUUGGCAAAACAAGUUUUCUGGCAAAGUAUGUCGGAAGAGAUAAUGGAGUAGUCGUCUCUGCAAUUCCAGGGAUAAAUCAAAUGGACAAAACAUUAUCAGUUAAAGGGGCUCGGAUUUCUUAUAGCAUCUGGGAAGUAAGAGGCGACAAUUCUUCUCAUGAUCACAUUCCAGUUGCUUGUAAAGAUUCUGUAGCCAUGAUUUUCAUGUUUGAUCUCACAAGCCGGUGCACAUUGAAUAGCGUGAUCAGAUGGUAUAAGCAAGCCAGAAAAUGGAAUCAGACAGCCAUUCCGGUGAUGGUUGGAACAAAGUUCGAUGAUUUUAUCCAAUUACCAAUAGACAUUCAAUGGACAAUUGCAAGUGAGGCAAGGAAAUAUGCAAAGGCACUCAAUGCAACCCUUUUCUUUUCAAGUGCAACUUACAACAUAAAUGUGAAUAAAAUCUUCAAGUUCAUUACGGCCAAGCUGUUCAAUUUACCAUGGACUUUGGAGCGCAAUCUCACCAUUGGAGAACCUAUGAUUGAUUUCUAGAGGUUCUUUCUUUUUUUUUUUCCCCUUACUCUCAACCGGUCACUGGUUCUGUCACAAUGAUACUGCAACCAGUGAAAAUUCGUGUUGUUUACUUCCCCAUGAAAGUCAUGGGAGGAGUUUUGUAGCCUUUUUGUGCUCCAAGCUUUGUUUUUUUGUGAAUGCUUUUCUUUAAUUUUCAAAGCAAAAGAUAAGGCCAAGAGCCACCUUGUUCUCUGUUUACUUUG